Molecule: messenger RNA, 1431 nt
Organism: Phytophthora sojae
Lineage: Eukaryota; Oomycota; Peronosporomycetes; Peronosporales; Peronosporaceae
Exons: 5
Coding region: 1-1431 (476 amino acids)
Biological process (GO): transmembrane transport; carboxylic acid transport
Cellular component (GO): plasma membrane
Molecular function (GO): carboxylic acid transmembrane transporter activity
Source: RefSeq, a predicted model, not a curated record
AUGCCAUCGGUGACCGACUACCAGGUGGCGCUGACCCCCAAGGCGUCGUCAGACCCCGCCUCGGAGCCGGUCAACAACGACGAGAUGCGCUCGUUCGGGGAGUACUGCCGCACGCGCUUCACGACGCUCAAGCCGCCCAUGACCAAGGUGGACAACCCGUUCACGGUGCUGGCGCAGCUCAACCGCAUGCAGUGGCUGCAGUUCCUCACCUUCGGCAAGACCAAGACGCAGAUCACGUGGGGCAUCACGCUCGUGCUCAUGCUCCGAUCGGUCGGCUCCAUCAUCUUCGGCAUUGCUUCCGAUUGCUAUGGACGCAAGGUGCCAUUUAUCGUGAACAACCUACUAUUUAUGGUCCUUGAACUGGCGACCGGAUUCUGCCAAAACUACACGCAGUUCCUCAUCGUGCGCGCGCUCUUCGGCAUCGCCAUGGGCGGUUUGUACGGCAACGUCGCGGCAACGGCGCUCGAGGACUGUCCUCCUGCCGCGCGCGGUAUUGUUUCGGGUAUGAUGCAGCAGGGCUAUGCCUUCGGCUACCUCUUGGCGGUCGUCCAUGGAUGGCGUCCGCUGUUCUGGUUCGGAGCCUGCCCGCCCGUGUUCAUCAUCAUCUUCCGACUGUACCUGCCCGAGACCAAGGUGUUCCAGGAACGCCAGCGCGUGCGUGAGGCCAGCCGCGACAUGACCAAGACGUUCAUCGCGGAGGGAAAGAUCGCGCUCAAGCGCCACUGGCUGCUGCUGUGCUACAUGGUGCUGCUCAUGGCCGGCUUCAACUUCAUGUCUCACGGCUCGCAGGACCUGUACCCCACGAUGCUUGAGAACCAGUUUGAGUUCAACUCCAACCAGGUGACCGUGACCCAGGUCGUGGCCAACUUGGGUGCCAUUUGUGGCGGUACCGUGGUCGGCUACUACUCGCAAGUCUUCGGUCGUCGCCUGUCGAUCCUCGUCAUGGCCGUCGUCGGAGCUGCUCUCCUCUACCCGUACUGCUACGUCAGCGACGAGAAGAUCAUGAUCGCCGCCUUCUUCGAGCAGUUCUGCGUCCAGGGCGCUUGGGGUGUCAUCCCGAUCCACCUAAUGGAGCUGUCCCCUCCGUCCUACAGUGCGUUUGUGGUGGGUACGGCCUAUCAGCUCGGUAAUCUGGUUUCGUCCGCCUCAUCGACGAUCGAGUCUUCCCUCGGCGAACACUUCCCGCUGCCGGACGGUGAGAACGGAGUGGCCCGGUACCAGUACGGCAAGGUGAUCUGCAUCUUCUUGGGUGUUGUGUACGUCUACGUGUUCUUGCUGACGCUCAUCGGACCUGAGGCACGUGGAAAGGAGUUCGAUGUCAAGCACGACCACGAUCUGGAAGAAGCUGCGCACGUCAACCACGAGGAUCUCGAGCGGAUCAUCCACGGAGACGACAUGACCCCCACUGGAGCCAAGUCCAUGAAAGUGUAA